Staurois parvus is the source of this 388-nucleotide messenger RNA. Lineage: Eukaryota; Metazoa; Chordata; Amphibia; Anura; Ranidae. The record is from the annotation of a GenBank genome assembly.
CACUCCGCCAUUCGCGACCUCGGCUGUCAAUCACCGCUGGCCAGUGAUUCCCUGCCAGCACUCGGCGAUCUCUGAGUAUUACCGAUGGGGGAGAGACCUGUAUGGAAACAAUACAGAUCUCUCCCCUAUCAGCUCCUGAACACUGCUUUGUAUGGCUUUGCAUAACAGAGCCAAUGAAACACAGACACAGUACACAUAGUAAAACAGCACACAGUUAACCCUUUGAUCGCCCCACAUGUUAUCCCCUUCCUGCCCAGUGUCAUUAGUACAGUGUCAGUGCUUUUUAUUAGCACUGAUCACUGUAUUGGUGCCACUGGGGAUGUCAGUGACACCAAGUCAGUUUCCACUAGUGUCAGAAUGUCUGCCGCAGUCCCGCUAUAAGUCGCUG